AUGCCAGCUGCUGAGAAGCGCAUUGACCCCGAGGACGGCGUGGCAUACACCUUUGAAGCACUUGCAGAGUACUACAAAGGUAAGUACAAGAAGGCAGCAAUCAACGCGUAUUGGGAAGAGUGCAAGCCCGUAAAGAGGAAGGGAAAGGCCGCAAAGGAGCCAGAGCCCAAGGCGAAGGCAAAGGCGAAGGCGACAGCCAAGUCCAAGGGAAAGGCUGCGCCCGAGCCAAAAGCGAAGGCGAAAGCCACGGCAAAGGCCAAGGCGAAAGCCAAGGCCGAGCCCCCGGCGAAGCCCGCGCUGGGCAAGCCGGCCACUGCCGGGCAGUUCCGCUCCGGCAAACCCAUCAAUGUGUCGGCGCUGACCAAGGUGUCCAAGGACGACCUCGGCAUGCUGCCACAGCCGCUGAAACCCAGGUUCAGGACAGCUCUCGUUGGCAUCUACGUUCGCUCUCAGCCGUUCGGAGGCAGCGACAAGAGCUCCAAUGGCCACCGUUAUGACAGCAUCCCUUUUGCCAAUGGCAUGAUCAGCGCUGGCAACAGCUGCCAGCUCAUCCAUUAUGUCCACGAGGAGCACGACACCUUCUUCGACGUGUGCAAGGCCUUCGAUGCAAUCAUCGUGCGGUGCAACCCUGGUCAGAUCAAGGCCGAUGGAGGAGACCAGGGAAAAUUCGACAACGGCAUGCGUGCGUUGCGCAAGCUGGACAUCCAGGUCUGGCCAGCCCCGGAUGUCAUGGAGUUCAUGGGUGCAAAGGAUGCGCUCUGCAAGAUUGCGACUCUGAAGAUCGGGCUUGAGGACACCCUUGCCUACUACGACCCCGCGGACUUCGCUACAGGUUUCAAGAAGACCAUGGCUUUCCAGCCGCGCGUCAUCAAGCAGAAUCGCGGGUCCUCCGGAGAGGGCAUUUGGAUCAUCAAGCUGAAGUCUGGCAACUAUUGCAAGACGUACGGCGAGCGCUCCUGCACGGAUGACGAGGUCCUGGAUCUCAUGGAGGCCAACGACAACCACUCGGAGGAGCACACUGUGGCUGAGUUCAUCGAGUUUUGCGUCAGUGGCCGCACCAGCAAGAGUGGCACUUGGACCUCCAAGGGCGUCGGAAAGUAUUUGGAGGGCGGCAAGGAGGCUGGCGGCCAGCUUGUGGACCAGCGCUUCUGCCCCCGCAUCGUGGAAGGAGAGCUUCGCUACAACAUGGUGAGCGAUGCGCUCGUCGGCAUUAUCCACAAGAAGCCCAAGGAAGGCGGCAUCAGUGCCGUUGGUGGAACGGGAUCUGUCUACACCUACUAUGGGCCCAAGGAGAAGAAGUUCUCGAACCUGACCAAGAACUUCUUGGACGACGACCUUCCGAAGAUCAUGCCAGCUUUGGGGCUCGGUGAGGAACCGAUCCCUUUGUGGUGGACCUCCGACUUCAUCAACUCCUCCCCUGAGGGCACAGAUCCCAAGGAUGAGAAGUGGAUCGUCGGUGAGUUCAACUGCUCCUGCGUCGGCGUCUCCAAGUGCCUGCCUGCUUACUGCAAGGAGGACACCCCGAACGCCUGCUACAACGACAUCCCCAGGAAGGACAUGAUGGAGGUGAAGAGGAUCGGAGACCUCAUCGGCAAGAAGGGCAUGGAGGUCCUCGUUUCCGCGGCCAAGAAGAGGUCCAAGCCUGCCGAAGCCGGGCAGUUCUUCUCCGAUGGCCCCAUUGACGUCUCCGCGCUGAAGAAAGUCGUCAAGGACGACCUGGGCCUGCUGCCGCAGCCGAAGCAGCCGAGGUACAACACCGCCCUCACGGGCAUCUACGUGCGCAGCCAGCCGGGUGGCGGCACUGACAAGAGCGCCAACGGCCACCGCUACGACAGCAUGGCAUUCGCCAACGGCAUCAUUCAGGCGGGCAUGAGCUGCCAGCUGAUCAACUACGUGCACGAGGAGCAUGACAAGUUCUUCGAUGUUGUCAAGAACUUCGAUGCCAUCAUUGUCCGCUGCAACCCAGGACAAAUCAAGGCCGACGGAGGAGACCAGGGCAAGUUUGACAACGGCAUGCGCGAGAUGCGCAAGAAGGGGAUCCAGGUGUGGCCGGCCCCGGACGUCAUGGAGUUCAUGGGUGCCAAGGAUGCACUGUGCAAGAUCGCGAGCUUGAACAUUGGGCUCGAGGAUACGCUUGCCUACUACGACCCAGCGAUCUUUGCUGCCGGUUUCAAGAAGACCAUGGCUUUCCAGCCGCGCGUCAUCAAGCAGAAUCGUGGGUCCUCAGGAGAAGGCAUCUGGAUCAUCAAGCUCAAGAGUGGCAAUUACUGCAAGACCUACGGCGAGCGGUCGUGCGAGGACAGCGAAGUCCUGGAUCUGAUGGAGGCCAACGACAACCAUUCGGAAGAGCACACUGUUGCAGAAUUCAUUGAGUUCUGUGUGAGCGGCCGCACUGCCAAGUCGGGCACCUGGACCUCAAAGGGCGUGGGCAAGUACCUCGAGGGAGGGAAAGAGGCCGGUGGCCAGCUUGUCGAUCAACGCUUUUGCCCUCGCAUCGUGGAGGGAGAGCUUCGCUACAAUAUGGUGGCUGAUACCUUGGUUGGCAUCAUCCACAAGAAGCCUAAGGAGGGUGGCAUCAGUGCCGUCGGUGGCACUGGCUCCGUCUACACCUUCUACAGCCCCAAGGAGAAGAAGUUUGCCAGUUUGACCAAGAGCUUCCUCACCGACGACCUGUCGAAGAUCAUGCCAUGUCUGGGAUUGGAAAGCGAGCCAAUUCCACUCUGGUGGACGUCGGAUUUCAUCAACUCCUCGCCUCUUGGCACGGACGCCAAGGAUGAGAAGUGGAUCGUGGGAGAGUUCAACUGCUCCUGCGUUGGUAUCUCCAAGUGCUUGCCUGCCUGCGUCACGGACGAUGCUCCGAGCGC
Molecule: messenger RNA, 2864 nt
Organism: Symbiodinium sp. CCMP2456
Lineage: Eukaryota; Dinophyceae; Suessiales; Symbiodiniaceae
Source: the annotation of a GenBank genome assembly